Molecule: messenger RNA, 2403 nt
Organism: Hyalella azteca
Lineage: Eukaryota; Metazoa; Arthropoda; Malacostraca; Amphipoda; Hyalellidae
Gene: Membrin
Product: Golgi SNAP receptor complex member 2-like
Exons: 4
Coding region: 85-729 (214 amino acids)
Biological process (GO): vesicle fusion; vesicle-mediated transport
Cellular component (GO): ER to Golgi transport vesicle membrane; late endosome membrane; endoplasmic reticulum membrane
Molecular function (GO): SNAP receptor activity; SNARE binding
Source: RefSeq, a predicted model, not a curated record
GUCACAAAAGGUUACACAGAUUCAAAAUUUCCUCAGUCACUCUGUGGGAUAGUUUUAAAAGUUUGAAGAGGGAAUACUAGAUCCAUGGAUGCACUAUACCACCAAACCAACAGAUUGCUUCAGGAGGUGGCAGGUGUAGACUUGGGUCGCAUUGAGAGGCUUGGAGAUGAUCCCAGCAGAGAAGAUGUUGAAAAACAAGUGGAAGCUAAGCUUGAGGAAGUCAACAGCAACUGUGCUCGGCUAGAUAUUUUAGUGAACAAAGAGCCUCCUCAGCGCCGAAGCAGUGCCAAAUACAGAGUUGACCAGCUCAAGUACGACUGUCAACAUAUAAUGAAUUCUCUACGAAUGAUCCAGCAACGCCGGGCAUUGAAACGUCAGCAAGAAGAAGAACGAGCAGAACUUCUGAGCAGGAGCUUCACCACUAAUGACAGCAAUCACACAACCAUUAGUCUUGACUACUCCUUACAGCAUAACAACCGGCUCCAGUCCUCUAACCGGUAUGUGGACGAGAUGUUGAGUGCUGGCAGCAACAUCUUGGAGGGUCUCCGGGACCAAGGCUCAGUCCUCAAAGGAGCUCACAAGCGAGUGCUUGACUUGGCCGCUACUCUAGGCAUGAGCAACACGAUCAUGCGGCUUGUUGAGAGGAGAGGUGCUCAGGAUAAAUAUAUUCUCUUUGGUGGCAUGUUCAUUGUACUUGUCGUUCUCUAUCUGCUCUUGAAAUACUUCUAGCUACCACUUCGUUUCUUGUGGCUUGUUUGCUUCCAGCUAAUAUAUGAGUCAUGUACCCUAUUAAAGAAUGAUAAGCAGGUUUUAUAUAAACUAUUUUAUCGAGAAGCUAGAGAGAAACGGUGAAUUUGUGGUUCUAAUUGACAUCUGGUGUGAAUAUGCUUCACACUAACCUCAGAUGGUGUCAUGACACGCAUACCUUUUCUAUUCAGUAUAGUUAAGUGGAAAUUUAAAAAAGUAAUAUUUCAAUAAAUCGGAAUCUGAAAUGAAGUAUUGUGCCCAAGUCUUACACACUUUGGAUACUUCAUCUCCAUUGAAUUAAUUAUUAGUUUCAUAUUUCUUCCAUUCAUUACAUAUUUUGCCUCUUGAGGAAGCUUAGAAUUUAUUAGGAAAUUUAGUUGAACGUUCGAAUGCUUUCCAAAUUGGUUAAAUGCAAAACACGUUCUAGUUGAGACUUAAUCCGUGUCAUAGCUAGAGACAAAUUAAAAUAUUAAUUCCCUUGCACAUCUCCUGCAGGGGAGCAAUACAAGUAGAAACUGGGUACCGGUAGUCAUGUUAUUUCAAAUAGAUUAUUGCUAAUCUUAACAGUGAUAUUUACUUCACAAAAGUUAUGAAUUAAAUUAUUAUUUCCGUACUAUUCUUUCCAUUGUUUUCUCCAGAUAACAUUUUGUGAGAAUUUAUUUGCAUUGAAUUUCUUGCCAUGUGUUGAAGGAAUAUAAAUCCUUGCCUUUGAGUAUUUUAUGGGACAUUUUGUUGUUAUUUGUAUUGCCUUUUGCUGUAGCAUCUUGUAAUCAGAGAUCAGAGUUUGGUUAUCACUUAUUUUGAGGUAACUUCCCUAGGAUUCGCAGGUCUUGUGUACUCUUUAUUUUGUUACGUAGAUACUCCUAUCUUUAUAUAAUAUGCGUGCCCUUUUUACUCAAAUCAGGUAACAAUGCCUUAACGUUUACUGGGUUGUGUUUCACGUCCUCGAGUAUACACAUUCCAGUGGCAAUGUAAAACUCUGUCUGUAUUAAGGUGACGUUGGUAUCAGUAGAGCGAUCGGUUUCAUGGCUGAUGUAGUUUUGUGUUUAUUUAGCGGAGGCUUCAGUAUAAUGCUACGUUUUUUGCAGUAUUUUUCUUCAUUGAAUGGCAUAAACAAAUACGUAUCUUGACCACUGAUUGGCGGUUGAUGAAUUUUUGAAUUUUUAUUUCUUAGAUUAUUGCCUUUCAUGAAGUCUUGGGAACCUAACGCUGUUGUGCAAAUUUGCUUUUAUAUUGCUCUCUAAUUUGAUCAUUAGAUGCCAAUUGCAGAUCUAUGCUACUGAUGUCGUGAAGCGCUCAUCUUUCGUUCAAAGCUCUGGCCCAAUUUUUCGCUGAGAAUAUUUCAUUUUCACUAUAAUUUCCAAUAUUCGGUCGCGAGAAACUCAACUGUUCGAUACGUUAACUUGUCAUGGCUUUACUGUAUGGAGUUGACAUUAAGGUACGAGAUUAGCGCAUCGCGUUUAGUACGGAAACCUAACUGUAGUAUAUGAAUCACGGAAAGUUUUGACUUGCGAAGCAAGAGAAUCCAUUUCGAGUAAGGCGACAAGUUGCUACUAAAGAUAUUUCACCAUAAGUAUAUUGUGCAGAAAGUGACCGUAAUUGAACUUAAAGGGUAUUUUGUUGAUAAAAAUAUAUAAUUUCAGUGUUCAAUUUUUU